This is a messenger RNA of Aphidius gifuensis, 720 nucleotides long. RefSeq names its product 60S ribosomal protein L19 (gene RpL19). NCBI's taxonomy places the organism in Eukaryota, Metazoa, Arthropoda, Insecta, Hymenoptera, Braconidae. Gene Ontology annotation, biological process: translation. The coding region runs from base 61 to 663 and encodes 200 amino acids. The record is from RefSeq and is a predicted model, not a curated record. The transcript is spliced from 3 exons. Gene Ontology annotation, cellular component: cytosolic large ribosomal subunit; ribosome. Gene Ontology annotation, molecular function: structural constituent of ribosome; RNA binding.
AUCGUCAUUUUAUCUUUUGUCCUUACUUUUUUUUCUUCUUUUACGUCGAGGGAUUGUAACAUGAGUUCUCUCAAGUUGCAAAAAAGGCUAGCAGCCGAUGUGCUGAAAUGCGGUCGCAAAAAGGUCUGGUUGGAUCCAAAUGAAACCAAUGAAAUUGGAAAUACCAAUUCACGUCAAAAUAUUCGUAAAUUGGUAAAAGAUGGUUUGAUCAUCAAAAAACCAGUUGCUGUACACAGCAGAGCUAGAGUACGCAAAAAUACUGAGGCUAGACGUAAGGGUCGUCACAGUGGUUUUGGUAAAAGAAAGGGUACAGCAAAUGCUCGUACACCACAAAAGGACUUGUGGGUUGAUCGCAUGAGAGUACUUCGUCGUCUCUUGAAAAGAUACCGUGAGACUAAAAAAAUUGAUAGACAUCUUUAUCAUACUCUUUACAUGAAGGCCAAGGGUAAUGUCUUCAAAAACAAACGUGUUCUUAUGGAAUUUAUCCACAAGAAAAAAGCUGAAAAAGCCAGAGCAGAGAUGCUUUCUGAUCAAGCUGAAGCUCGUCGUACUAAAGUACGUGAAGCUCGUAAACGUCGUGCAGACAGAAUUACACAAAAGAAACAAGAACUUCUCCAAACAUACCAACGUGAAGAUGAAGCAGCUGCAGCACAAAAAAAAUAAUUGUAUCUAACGUUCAAUGAUCGUCAUAAAUAAUAAAAAAAAAAGAAACAAAAAUAU